CCCGUUGACAGUUCCUUUAUUUAUUUACUGCACGCGUGUACCAGUUCGGUGCUCCGCGAAAAGAGCAGUUUUUCGUGAGUUUCCCGCAGAAAACGGCCCAAAAUGCGUAUCGAAACGUGCUACUUCUGCUCCAGUAAAAUCUUCCCCGGCCACGGGAUGGUUUUCGUCCGGAACGAUUGCAAGGUUUUCAGAUUCUGCCGUUCGAAGUGUCGUCGGGCGUUCAACAAGAAGAAGAACCCGAGAAAGAUCCGGUGGACCAAAGCGUACCGGAAGACCAACGGCAAGGAACUGACCAUCGACCCGUCGUUCGAGUUCGAGAAGCGCCGGAACGUUCCGGUCAAAUACAACCGGGAACUGUGGAGCAAGACGAUCGAUGCCAUUAAGAAGAUUACGGAAAUCAAGGAACGACGCGAGAGGCACUUUGUCAUGGAGCGGCUGCGGAAGGCACGCGAUCACGAAAUCCACAACGACAUCGUGGACGUGCAGAAGAACAUUUCCCUGAUCCGGUCGCCGGCCGUGGGACUGAAGGAACGUCGCGCCAAGGAGGAAGCCCAGCGCUCGGCCCUGCUGAUGGACGUCGAGGACGAGGAGGAGGAGAUCGAGUACGUGGACGCCCGCCAGCUCGAGAAGCAGCUGGAGGAAUCCGCCGGCCUCCUAGAGGACGCCGAAAUGAUGAAGGCGUAAGAAGGGGAAAAUCGUCACGGUGGGUAGAAUGUAUGGCUUGCGAGAAUAGAUUUAAGUUUUCUUUAGAAAUUAUUCUAUAUUUAAAGCAUUACGAAUGAAGAAUUAAGCAAGAAAUGUAA
Aedes aegypti (yellow fever mosquito) is the source of this 803-nucleotide messenger RNA. It is a transcript of the gene RpL24-like, whose product is annotated as probable ribosome biogenesis protein RLP24. Gene Ontology annotation, biological process: ribosomal large subunit biogenesis. The transcript has 2 exons. Lineage: Eukaryota; Metazoa; Arthropoda; Insecta; Diptera; Culicidae. The record is from RefSeq and is a predicted model, not a curated record. Gene Ontology annotation, cellular component: nucleolus. Bases 103 to 684 code for a protein of 193 amino acids.